AUGGUCCAUGUCCGCCUCCCCCCUAUUGGCGGCCAGAAGAACUCAAGGGUCAACUGGAUGGACAUCGAGAUGACAGACGGUGGUGCUGUUCAGCAUGAAUUCCAUUGUUGCGAUACGCGCAAUAAGGUCGAUGCGCGGCUCGACACGCUACAAGACCGGAUGAAAGAAGUCUUUCCUGUGGAAUAUGAGAAAUUCAGGUUGGUAAAUUGCAUGGUUAACAGCUGGAUGACCUGCGAACAAUGUUACGAGAAGUUCAACGUCGAGAACUGCAAGAAGUGUGGCAAAAAGUGCAUAAAGCUAUAA
Messenger RNA from Alternaria infectoria, 303 nucleotides. RefSeq lists its product as uncharacterized. Bases 1 to 303 code for a protein of 100 amino acids. Lineage: Eukaryota; Fungi; Ascomycota; Dothideomycetes; Pleosporales; Pleosporaceae. The transcript is spliced from 2 exons. The record is from RefSeq and is a predicted model, not a curated record.